Molecule: messenger RNA, 1722 nt
Organism: Alternaria burnsii
Lineage: Eukaryota; Fungi; Ascomycota; Dothideomycetes; Pleosporales; Pleosporaceae
Product: glycosyltransferase family 21 protein
Exons: 1
Coding region: 1-1722 (573 amino acids)
Biological process (GO): glucosylceramide biosynthetic process
Cellular component (GO): membrane
Molecular function (GO): ceramide glucosyltransferase activity
Source: RefSeq, a predicted model, not a curated record
AUGCUUGGCGCGCCCGACCUUGCGACAGGAGAAGAUGUCUCCAUGUUGCGUACCAUCAUUGCGACCGGCUGCCUGAUUUGGUGGGUAGUAGUCUGGAAUGUUUGUGCUAUUGGCUUCGUUCAGCUUUUCCGCUAUUACUGGAGGAGACCUCAGCAGGCAACGUGCGUUACGACAUUGAAAGACGAUGAAGUCCCUCGAGUCACCGUUAUACGGCCAGUCAAAGGCCUCGACCCACGAUUGUACGAAUGCCUCGCAGCCACCCUCCGCCAGACAUACCCCAAAGACAAACUGAACACCGUGUUCUGCGUUCCUGAGCGAUCCGAUCCCGCCUUUCCGAUUCUCGAACGCCUAUGUAAUGACUUCCCGGACGCCCAUGUGCAAAUCUUGGUCGAAGAAGAGGAUCCGCUGCUACUGAAGGAUAAUAAUGCGCUGGGACCCAAUCCGAAGAUCAGAAACAUGAGUCGUGCCUAUAGGGAGGCCGAGGGCGACAUCGUGUGGGUGCUUGACUGUAACGUCUGGGUCGGCAAGGGCGUUUGCGGUCGACUAGUGGACCUACUAUGUGGCUUUGGACAGGACAAACAUGGCAACAGCAAGAGAAAGUACAAGUUCGUGCACCAGACACCUCUCACGGUAGACCUCGAUUCGCAAGGUCUAUCGCUACAGGACAGGAAGGAAUUGCUCGGAGGAAAACCAGAAGCUGCAGCACAGUUGACCAAUAUCGCGGCAAGCACAUCUUCGGAUCCUCGCAACCACUCGGGAAGUACUAUCAGGAAGCUGCUGCAGCGUGGUGGCGGACGUCUGGACGAAGCUUUCAUGUCUUCUGCCCACGCCAAAUUCUACCAAGCCAUCAACACCGUCGCUGUAGCACCCUGUAUUAUGGGCAAGAGUACCAUGUUUCGUCGCUCCCAACUCAACUAUGUCACCUCAUCGAACCCAGAACGCACUCCCGGUAUCGAUUUCUUCUCCGACAAUAUCUGCGAAGAUCACCUCAUUGGCGAUGUGCUGUGGAAAGAACCCCAAGCUUUCGAGAAACGAGGUUACCAACCAGAACCAGGGACCAAGAAGGAGACUUGGGGCAAGCACGCUAUGCUCUUUGGUGACUUCUGCUACCAGCCAAUCAGCCAUACGUCUGUGAUGGCCUACUUACAGCGUCGUAUUCGAUGGCUACGAGUACGGAAGUUCACGGUCACGUUAGCAACGUUUGUGGAGCCAGGAACGGAGAGUCUUCUGUGUGGGCUGUAUGGCGCAUACGCUCUAACGACGCUACCCAUAUUUCACAACAUCGGCAUCAGCUCGACUUGGACCUCCUUCUUUCUCAUCUGGCUCCUACAUCUGUCUGCUUGGUGUCUAGUGGACUACGUCCAAUAUCUGUUGCUUCACUGCGCCAAGACUGUCGAAAUCGAUGCCGACACUCCUGAUUUUAUCUUGCCCCAGCGUUCAACCUCUGCAUACCACCGCACCGAAGUUCUUGAGCCUCUCCUUGGCAAUAAGACUCCAAGUGAGCCAAGUCUACUUGAUGGUGCAAGAAGAAACUUCAUGGACUUUCUCUAUGCUUGGCUUGGUCGCGAGUUCUUUGCAUUACCUGUAUGGGUCAUUGCGUUUUGGGGCGGCGUUACUGUAGAAUGGCGAGGACGGAAGUUCUGGGUCGGGCUAGACAUGAAGGUUCAUGAGAUAUUGCCCCAAGUGAACGAAGCCAAGAAAGACCAGGGCAAGAAGACUUAG